This is a messenger RNA of Hyaloscypha bicolor E, 405 nucleotides long. RefSeq lists its product as uncharacterized. The transcript is spliced from 2 exons. Lineage: Eukaryota; Fungi; Ascomycota; Leotiomycetes; Helotiales; Hyaloscyphaceae. The coding region runs from base 1 to 405 and encodes 134 amino acids. The record is from RefSeq and is a predicted model, not a curated record.
AUGGCCCAAAAGGACGCCAAAGUUCAUAUAAGGGUCGCAGAGCUUUCUGCCAACAUCGCACAAGCAACUAUGCAAGAUUCCACGGCUAUGAAGGAACUCGCAACGGAAAGCAAGAAGGAUAGCUCUGCAAUGAAAAUCCUUACUAUCCUUGGCAUAUUUUUCUUACCUGGGGCUUCCAUUGCUGCAAUUUUCGCCAUGCCGACCUUUAAUUGGGAUGACGAUGGUGUCCCCACCAUUAAUUCAGGGUUCAAGUACUACUGGUCUAUUACUAUUCCGGUUACCCUCCUCGUAUUAUUUAUCUGGAUAUUGGCAAGGAUGUUGCCAACGCGGAUUCAGAGCCUUAUCACUGGGAACCGUAGGACUUUGCUGGGCGGUAAUUUUGGUGGCGGGAUGGAGCGAAAGUAA